Messenger RNA from Anas platyrhynchos (mallard), 5876 nucleotides. RefSeq names its product INSC spindle orientation adaptor protein (gene INSC). Gene Ontology annotation, molecular function: protein binding; cytoskeletal adaptor activity. Lineage: Eukaryota; Metazoa; Chordata; Aves; Anseriformes; Anatidae. Gene Ontology annotation, biological process: regulation of asymmetric cell division; apical protein localization; establishment of mitotic spindle orientation. Gene Ontology annotation, cellular component: apical cortex. The record is from RefSeq and is a predicted model, not a curated record.
CGCUAAUCUGCCUGGAAAGUAUUUGAAAGUGGGUUUGGAGGAAAGUGCCCUCUUUUGCGGAAGUUGGUACUUGGAGUUUGAAUUGAACAGCUUAUGGAAUGGUGUUGGCUUUGGUGUAUGGGAGGAAGGGUACAUCUUUUUCCUGUGAAGCUGGAGGAUGUAUUCCAGCCUAUGGAAAAGCAUACAUAAGAGGAUAAAUAUGGCUUUUAAGGGUGAGGACCACUUAGAUUCCCUUCCGUUACCUGUUCAGCGCAUGCAUUUAAUUCAGGUGGACUCCGUUCAGCGAUGGAUGGAAGAUUUGAAGCUGAUGACAGAUUGUGAAUGCAUGUGUAUUCUCCAGUCCAAACCGAUCAGCAUUGAGAAGGAUGAACAAAAUGAACUCAUCCUUUCCUCACAGUAUAGCACAUGCAAUAACUUGCAGCUGCUGUUAAAAAGAGCUUGGAUCAUAAGCACAGAGUUGACCAGGAUUGCUCAAAAACUAGAGAAGAACAGAUGGCAAAGAGUCCACAGCAUGACAGUAAGAGUCAAUUGUCAUGUACGUUCCAUGAUAAAUGAGUACAACACAUUUACAAGAAGUUCUUCAGAAGAAAUGCACCAGUUGGAAAAACUUUUAAUAGACAAGUGUUCAGAAUUUACAGCAUUUACAGAAAGGUGUGUACAAACUGAGGAUGAACAGAUGCUGAGGUCCAUGAAAUCCUGCGUUAAUGAAACGCUCACUACUGUUGCUCAGUAUUUUGGCCAGUUGAUAGAGCUGGUUUUCACACACGAGGCACAGAACCUACUGAGGCAAAUAGAUUUGUCGGAUAGUGUGUACAUCACUGAGUCGGCGAUUAAUAGUUUAUUCAGCCUUACCCAGGAAGGUGCUCACCUUUGCCGCAUCAUAGCUAAGGAAGGAGGUGUAGUUGCUCUUUUUAAGAUCUGUCGCCAAGAUUGUUUCAGGUGCCUUUAUCCCCAGACACUGAGAACAUUGGCAUCCAUUUGUUGUGUAGAGGAAGGGAUGCACCAGCUGGAAAAGGUUGAUGGGAUACUGUGCCUGACUGACAUUCUUACUGAUAACACCCAUUCUGAAGCCACUCAUGCAGAAGCAGCAGCAGUAAUUGCACAGAUCACAUCUCCACAUCUCACGUUCACUCAGCAUCUCAGCAGCUUUCUAGAAAAUAUGGAAGAAAUUGUAACAGCGCUUGUUAAACUGUGCCAAGAAGCCUCAUCUGGUGAAGUUUUCCUGCUGGCUUCAGCAGCUCUUGCCAAUAUUACUUUCUUUGAUACCAUGGCUUGUGAAAUGCUGCUCCAGUUAAAUGCAAUGAAGAUUCUUCUAGCAGCAUGUUCAGACAAACGCAUAGUGGAUACUCCAUAUUCCCGAGAUCAGGUGGUAACAAUAAUGGCAAACAUGUCUGUCUUGGACCAAUGUGCUUCAGAAAUCAUUCAAGGAAAUGGUAUUCAACUUUUAAUGGAAAUGCUCUUUGAAAAGUCAUCUUCAGGAAAUACAGCAGAAGUUGCUGCCUGUGAGCGAGUCCAACAGAAAUCUGCGGUUACGCUGGCACGACUCAGCCGAGAUCCUGAAGUGGCAGAUGCAGCUGUAAAACUCAGCUGUAUUCCUCGCCUAAUUAAACUUUGCCGAUCACCAACUGAAAGAAAUAACAGUGAUUCUGUUUUAGUGGCAUGUCUGGCAGCCUUACGAAGACUAGCAGUUAUGAGUCCUGAUGGACUUGAAGAUUCAGAUUUUCAGCAGCUAGUAAAGCCCAGACUUGUGGAUUCCUUCCUGUUAUGCACAAAUAUGGAAGAGAGCUUUGUAUAAAUGUGAGCCAAAAGCCUGAAAGCAAGUUAUCCUUUGAAAAACAAUAAAAAUAACACACAUACAAUAAGAUAAUACAUAUUCAAUUGUAUUUAGUUUUAGUCCUAUUGUUAUUUAUGACUUAUUUAUUUUAAAACCAUGAAUAUGUGGUUCAUGCAAAUUUAUUUCAGUGGCUUGCAGAGGUAAUUUUUCUCAAAUUUUCUUGAUGUACCGAGACAUGGCAAGAGAGUAUCAUUGCAAUCUAACAAAAUGUUGUUGUCAUGUUUAGUAGAAUUGAAUUGAGAUAACAAAGCCAAGGAUUUGGUGCUAAUUUUUUAAAUGUUUCCAAUAAUGUUUUAUUGCUGACAUUUUUCUACAGUUAGUAAAUUUUGCAUUUUUUUUUUGGAGAAAUGCGUUAAUUUGAGGCAUUUGUUUUUAGAAGAAAAAUGAUCCUGAAUGCAGCAAGUAUAUACUUUGAAAUGAAUGGGAUGUUACAGUCUGAGUCCAGUUCUUAAUUUUUGUGAUCUUCUAAUAGAAUUAUGAAAAUAUGUAACUGGUUAUCUGGGGAGGAAAAAACUUUUUUUUUCCAAGUACUGAUUUGUAAUGAUGUUAGAGGACAUUUUAAAGCUAUAUAAUGAUGUGCUGCAUUAUAUAAUACAUAAUUGCAGACAACUUUUAUUUUAUUUGCAUGUACUGACAUUUCCUAAAGAAAUUGAAAGAAUUCUAGAAAAAUCUUCAAGAAAUUAAAUGCACUUCAUCAGUAAGAAAGUAUCCACAUAAGAUUUAGGAUCAUUACACAUUGAUCCUAAAACGCUUCUUUUCCAAGCAUUCCAAGAACUGUAAAGUGAGUAUAUCCAGAUAUGUUUUCAAUAUUCAAGCUAUUACUUUUUAAAAAAAAUCUAGCAUAAAUAUGUUAAAUAAUCAGAAUAGAGAAUUGUAACUUGAAUUUCCACUUUGUUUUUUUUAACUAGUCUUGCAAUUCUAAAGCUGUGAAACAGGGCUUUCAAGGGCUCUUGGAGGUGACAAAAGGAGAUUUUACCAAUAGAUAACAAGAUAAAGAAUAAAGUUGAUUUUUAAAAUAAACCUCUUAAAAUUCCUCUUAAAAUUUGACUUUUUCUUUUAAUCAAGAAACUAUAUACAUUUAAAAUUGGUAUACCAUCAGUAUCUUGAGAGUGUUUUCUGCCUAGCUUCUCACAAAACACUCUGUAGAUUAUGAAUAUAUGUGUAACUUUUUCUUGAUGGCUCACAAUUAUUGCUCUGGAUCAUUUUAUGAUCAGGCAACUUUAAGGUACUAGGACAUCUGCCAAAAAAGUAAGUACACUUCUUUAUAGUACUUACUUUGUAGAUACAUUAAGCAACUUAAUUCAUUAAUGUUUAUUUAGUAUUACAUAGUGUUUAGAUGAAAGGCACCAGGAAAUUGCUAAACUGUGAUUGCUUUCCAGAUUUUCUUUGUCUGAGAAAUCUGUCCUGCUUCAAGCAGUGAUAAAUGGUGACUACUUUUUUUCUCCCCUUGAGUAUAUGGGUUAAGAAAUCUGUCUUAACAUUUCUUCCUAGUGAUCUUUUCAUUUAAUGAACUUUAACUUAACUGAAGUUUUAAAAACAUUAGAAAACAUACAGUGACCUCUGUCAUAAGCAACUACUCAAAGAUAAGCAUUGAAUCAGAUGUUUCACAGAUGUGAUUUCCUAGUAAGAGCAGAGAUAAUUCUGCUUUGUUUGCGUACUUUGAGACAGCUCCUUAAAUGUAUGAAAUUGUAAAGAUGUAUUACACUGUACAGCUUUCAAAAUAUUACACAAGCAACCAACAUUAACACUUUAUUCACUAAGCAGAAAUGCAUGUAUGAACCAUGCAUGCUUUAAACUGUAAAAUCAACAUUCUUGAUGUAAACAAGUCAAAACUCAUAAGAAAUGAACUUAAUAAGGUCCUGUUGUUUUCAUGCUGAUAAUCCCUAACAGAAUACAACACCUCAAAUUAUGUUGCUGAAUAUGCUGGGCUGAACCUUAUUCUGCUAGCUGCAACAAACACCAGAAACAAUUUAUUUCUAGACAGGGUAGAGUUUAUCCCAUAUUAUCCCAUAAAAGUGAUGUUAAAAUCUCAUUAAAAAGAAAAAAUAUAUAGUUUGGGGCAUAUGCAUUCAGAAAAAAAGGCGGAGAUGAUAUCAUCAAGACAAUGGAAUUCCUUUAUGAGCACUAAAAUAUAGUUGUAUAGUAAAAUUAGGGGAUCCAAAUAACAAUUUACUUGAUAUUUAGGAAAGUGGCAGUGGACUACAGAUGUGUUAUGCUGGCACAAAUGGAACUGUCUGUCUUGUGGAAAGGGAGCAGUGAAUUGGUCUGUUGCUCAUAGAUCAGAAACAUAUGUAAAAACAGGGAAAUUACAGCCCACCCAAGGCAAAAAGACUAAUUCCUUGUCCUUUAGAAGUGCAGCUCAACCAUGAGAUGGUAGCAAGAUUAAAUAUAUAUAUACACACACACACUUGUAUGUAUAUUUAUAUAAUAUAUAUAUGUAUAUUUAUCCCAAUUUUUAGUCCCAUUUUUUUUUAGUAGGGGGGAUUGUUAUAAAAGUGUUGUUUAUAUAUUUAUUCAUACUCAUAAAAAUAAUUUCAGAGCACAAUCAAGUGGAGCAGGAAAGUAUAAUGCGGCUGCCAUUGGAAAUCAUAACACUAUUUUUCAGUAAAUAUUUCUCUUAGUAAUUUCAAAGUCUUUAAAAACAGAAAAACAAAAUGAAUGCACUAGGCAUAGGCACAGUACCAAUUCUCAUGCUAAUCUAUCCUGCAGUCUGAAAAGAGGGUCUAACAGCUUUGCAGCAACCUGGUUAUUGUUCUUGUGACACCUGGCUUUUGCUGAUGUUAAUAGUGAACAUAGUAGCACUGUUCUUGAUUGUGUCUUUUCUCCAACAAACACUUGCUCCACUGAAAGUUGAAUUAGAAAUUAAUGAAAAGAAAUAGUCAUAGAUAUUUUAUAACAGCCUAUUUUGACUUUUUUUUCUAAGAUAAAGUGCUACAACAAAAAAGCAUGAUUUUUUUUUUCAGCAUUAGUGUAUCAUACAAUUUAGUGUCCACACAUGUAAAGUAAAUUAAAGUAGCUGUUAAGAAAAUGCCAUUAUGACCCAUAACAUUUUAAAGCCAUUUUAAACAGGUUAAAUAUUCAGUGAGCAGGCCAGUAGCAAUGAAGGAGUCUAAUUUGCUCUCAGACACAGAGAUGUGAACCCAGAUUAAUUGAUUUGACUACGGAUACUCUUAACCUGUAAGUACGUAGCCCGUAUUGUGUGUUUAUAUGUGUUCGUAUUAUAAAUAUGGCUGUUUACAGAAGCAAUAUACAUUUAAAUGGAUCUCACGUUUGUAGCAGAAAAAUAGGUAUUGAAAGACCUGGUUCGGAACUGCUAUCACUUAAGUGUCAUUGAAACCAUUUUUGCUAGGCAUGAAUAUUUCACUUAAAGUUACGCACUUUAUUUUAUAUAUGAUAAGAUUUAUCAGAAAAUACUCAUCCCUCUUCCUUUCCCCUUCAUUCAUUAGGAAUUUAAAAGUAAUUAAAAACACUUAAAUAUUAUUUUAUUAUUGUUGGUUGAAUUCUGAAUCAACAGUGUUUGCUUUAAAAGUGACCUUUCAAUUUUUAAAUUGAAAAUGGAAUAGUUUAAGGCAGAAUAAUCACAUUUAAUAUCAGCAUAGUAUGAAACAAAAUAUUUCACAUCAAGAUUUUUGCUAAAGCAUGCAGUGUGGAUCAAAAUUAGGACUAAUAUACUAAUUACUAUGUAGUUUGUAGAGUAAGGUAGAGGGUGUCUGUAACAUCUAUCUGUAUAGGUCAGUAUCUGUGGACUCAUUUACCUAUAGAGAGUGCAUGUAAAUUAAAUAUUAGCAUAGUCAUUCUGGAAACUGAAUGUUAUGCUUGUCAGAAAUAUAAUUUCAUUUAAAUUGUUCUGUAAGUUUAAUGUUUUGUAUUUUUUUUUUAGAAAUGUUAGACAAACAUGCAGUGAACUGCAGGAUUAUUUGUAACUGAUUUACAUUCCAAUGACUUUGGACAAUGUGUUCAAAUCUUGGCUUUAGUUUGAACUGUUUACAGAUGUAUGCAACCCAGGCAUUUUAUUCAUAGAAUAAAUUUUUUUCUAAUUUUU